UCAGCCUCGGGCGGGGUAAAUCGGUCACAGCGCGGCGGCGGCUCCUGCUCCUGCUCCUGCUCCUGCUCCUCGUCGUGGUCCUGGUGGUCGGAGCCCCAGCCCCAGGCUGGCACCAUGGCCCGACGUGCCCGCGGCAGCCGGGCCUGGCGCUUCGUCCUGAGCGGUGUCCGGCCUGACCCCUGGCCCGCGGCCCUGGCUUCCGGCGCUGCCCCAUGGGGCUACGAUUCCGACGGGCAGCACAGCGACUCGGACUCGGAGACAGAGUUCCCUUCGCCACCCGCCUCCAUCCCCAGCGCGGUGCCCGUGACCGGAGAGUCCUUCUGCGGCUGCGAGAGCCAUGCCGAGCCCCCGCCCUGUUCCGGCCUCCACUCCAGCCUCCACCCCGUCCACCGCGCCGAGGACUGCCGCUGCGGGGAAGAGGACGACCAUUUUGAGUGGGCCUGGGAUGACCUCCACAAGUCCCCCGCCGCGCAGCUGAGCUGCGACAACCGCAAGGUGAACUUCCACACGGAGUACAGCUGCGGCACCGCCGCCGUCCGCGGCACCAAGGAGCUGGCCGACGGCCAGCACUUCUGGGAGAUCAAGAUGACCUCGCCCGUCUACGGCACCGACAUGAUGGUGGGCAUCGGCACGUCGGACGUGAACCUGGACAAAUACGGCCACACGUUCUGCAGCCUCCUGGGCAAGGAUGAGGACAGCUGGGGCCUCUCCUACACAGGGCUCCUCCACCACCAGGGCGACAAGCGGACCUUCUCGUCCCGCUUCGGCCAGGGCUCCAUCAUCGGCGUCCACCUGGACACCUGGCACGGCACGCUCACCUUCUUCAAGAACCGCAAGUGCAUAGGCGUGGCCGCCACCAGGCUGCAGAAGAAGAAGUUCUACCCCAUGGUCUGCUCCACGGCGGCCAAGAGCAGCAUGAAGGUGAUCCGCUCCUGCGCCAGCCUCACCUCCCUGCAGUACCUGUGCUGCCAGCGCCUGCGCCAGUUGCUGCCCGCCCGUGGAGACACGCUGGAGGCACUGCCCCUGCCCCCGGGCCUCAAGCAGGAUUUGGACUACGGGAAAGCCUGGGGGAUUCUGACCUUCGAAGGCCAGAGCGAGAGCGAAGCUAGAGAGGUGGAGCAGGCCAUGUACCACGACUGGCGGCUGGUGCCCAAGCACGAGGAGGAGGCCUUCCGGGCCUCGGGGGCGGGACCCCCGGAGCCGCCCCUCUACCCGGUGCCUCGCUACCUGCCCUACCCGCCCCUCCUGCGCGCCAUCAUCUUGGCCGACCGCCAGAAGCGGGGCCUCGCCGUCCACCCUGAGCCCCUGCUGGAUCUGGAGCACACCGGCCGCUUCCCCCGGGACGCCCCGGGGACGGGCCCGGAGGGCACCCCCGUCUGAGGGGCCCCCGGCCGCGGCCCACCGCCCCACCUGACUCCGGGGAGGAGGGGACGAACAGAAGGGGGGCGGGGAUGUGUGGACGUUGUCAUCCCCUUGGCGGGGACUCUGCUCUCUGCCCCGACAUGUGGUUUGAAUUGUUUCUAUAUAAAGCUUGGAGCGUGGGGACCUGA
Messenger RNA from Ornithorhynchus anatinus (platypus), 1550 nucleotides. Its product is annotated as SPRY domain-containing SOCS box protein 3. Gene Ontology annotation, cellular component: mitochondrial small ribosomal subunit; SCF ubiquitin ligase complex; mitochondrion. Gene Ontology annotation, biological process: proteasome-mediated ubiquitin-dependent protein catabolic process; mitochondrial translation. The record is from RefSeq and is a predicted model, not a curated record. NCBI's taxonomy places the organism in Eukaryota, Metazoa, Chordata, Mammalia, Monotremata, Ornithorhynchidae. Gene Ontology annotation, molecular function: protein binding; structural constituent of ribosome. The coding region runs from base 115 to 1380 and encodes 421 amino acids. The transcript has 9 exons.